ACUCUGACAUCCUCAGUCUUCAUCAUCUCCUCUUCAUCAGAUCAUCAUGGGCGUGGCCUACAGCGUGGGCGAAAUGGAUCACCUGUACACGUUCUUCAAUCACUGGUCUCUACACAUGAACACCAGUCCAGACUGGAAACGGAACUUCUUACUGGUGGAGAAAGAAACAUUCCUCCAGAUUGAGCGAGAUUCUCAUCCUGAACCCAUGAUCGUCACCGUGUGUAAACCGAAGCGUUCUCCGAGUGUCUGCAGCUCCCCGAGUGUCUCUGUCUCCGAGGACGAGGAGGGUGAGGGUGAGGAUUCACCCCCGGUCCUGAAACACACCAGUCACAUCCUGAGGGAACAGCACACCCAAAACUUAGUGCGGAACAUUCCGGCGCGGCUCCAGUGUUCAGCGUGGCACCUGAUCUACAGCACAGAGGUUCACGGUACCAGUCUGAGAACUCUGUACAGGAACACUGGAGACAUCGACCAACCAGUACUGCUGCUGAUAAAGGACACACACAACCAGGUAUUCGGUGCUUUCUCCUCUGAUCCGUUCCGAGUGAGUAACUGCUGCUACGGAACCGGAGAGACGUUCCUGUUCUCCUUCAGUCCUGACUUUAAGAUGUUCGGCUGGAGUGGAGAGAACUCGUACUUCGUGAGAGGAUUUCUGGAUUCCCUGCAGCUGGGAGGAGGAGGGGGGCCGUUCGGGUUGUGGUUGGACGCCGAUCUGCUUCGUGGCUCGACGUUUUCCUGCGACACCUUCUGUAAUCCUCCUCUCUCACCUCACCACGACUUCACGGUGCAGACGCUGGAGGUCUGGAGCUUCUGCUGAACCAGGGACAAGAAACCAUCUUCAUCCUGGUCCUGGUCUCUUCACCACACACAGGAACGUUUACAGUCGCUCCGGAACCACCGCGGCGUGUGUGUGGAGCAUGAGUGUGUAAAUUCUGUACAGAUUUUUAUCUUCAUUAGAUUUUUUACGUAUGAUGUUUUUGUAUGAUGGUAUUUCUGCAUCAGUGCUGGAUCACUGAAUCUGUAAAUCUGCUCUCAUAUUAAAA
Trichomycterus rosablanca is the source of this 1043-nucleotide messenger RNA. RefSeq names its product nuclear receptor coactivator 7 (gene ncoa7a). The transcript has 7 exons. The coding region runs from base 47 to 817 and encodes 256 amino acids. The record is from RefSeq and is a predicted model, not a curated record. Gene Ontology annotation, biological process: response to oxidative stress. Gene Ontology annotation, cellular component: nucleus. Lineage: Eukaryota; Metazoa; Chordata; Actinopteri; Siluriformes; Trichomycteridae.